AUGGAGGGGCUCUACCAUCAGACCAACAAGCAAGUCCAUGAGGUCCAGUCGUACAUGGGGCACUUGGAGACUUCAGAUAAAGAGUCAGUACACUUAGUAGAAAAUGAGAUUCAGGCAAGAAUAGACAAUAUAUUCAGCAACUUGGAACGUCUGGAAAUCCUGUCCAACAAAGAACCUCCCAAUAAGCGGCAGAAUGCUAAACUCCGAGUUGACCAACUGAAGUACGAUGUUCAGCAUCUGCAGACAGCUCUGAGGAACUUCCAACAUCGCCGUUACAUCCGGGAGCAGCAGGAGCGACAGCGAGAAGAAUUGCUUGCACGUACAUUCACUACUAAUGACUCUGACACCACCAUACCGAUCGACGAAACAUUACAGUUUAAUGAAUCCCUCCAGAAUGCCCAUCGUGGCAUGGAUGAUCUUAUUGGCAGUGGGACCAACAUCCUUCAGGGGCUGAGGGACCAGAGAGUGACUUUAAAGGUGGGGGCAUCAUUUUUUACCAAAAGACCCCACAUUUUUCUGCAUUUGUCAUGA
Molecule: messenger RNA, 531 nt
Organism: Eurypyga helias (sunbittern)
Lineage: Eukaryota; Metazoa; Chordata; Aves; Eurypygiformes; Eurypygidae
Gene: GOSR2
Product: golgi SNAP receptor complex member 2
Exons: 5
Coding region: 1-531 (176 amino acids)
Biological process (GO): vesicle fusion; intra-Golgi vesicle-mediated transport
Cellular component (GO): SNARE complex; late endosome membrane; Golgi apparatus
Molecular function (GO): SNARE binding; SNAP receptor activity
Source: RefSeq, a predicted model, not a curated record